UGUGUGUGCGUGUCUAUCGGCCGUGACCGAGUGUAUAUCUAUACCUAUUGAUGUCUGUGUGUGUCAUGUUUAGCCUGCUGCGGCGCUGUUUUUGCUGCUGCUCCAGGCAGCAGUAGCUUUUGCUUUGUUCGGUGGUGUUAUUAUUGUUGUAUCAGUCAGCGAUGAGUGCUACUCUCUGUGUUCGAAGUGAAUUUUUGCUCGUUUCGACGAUUUUCAACGUCAGGAUUUGACCUUAAACAGCGAGACGGCGUGAAGGACGACGACUUCAAGGAGUUGCGACGCUGCAGUGGCAACGGGUUGUUCCAGCGAUGGCUGAACUGCCAGCAUGUUAUUUGUUUUCCAGUCAGUUGGUCGGCCAGCAUCAGCUAGUCAGUCAUUUAACUGGCGGGGCAAAGCUCACUCGUGAUUCUUCUAGUCGUGUACAGCGCUGUCGGCGUGUGUGCCCGGCGUGAGCGGAGUGCUGCUUUGCAUGUGACGGCUGUUGUGUCGAUGGUCUGUGUGUCAGCAGUCCACGGUUGUCUGUGACUUCCGGAAGUGGGCAUCAUCGGCAUCGGCCUAUUUGCGGGUCAUCGUGUCUCGCAGCUCUGCUGCUGCCGCUGUCAAGCAGCAGCAUCAUGGUCAAGGAAGAAACAACGCAAGAGGAAGGCUGCUAGCCAGGCAGUCAAACAGUCAAGCAAGCUAGUUCUAUUUAUUUGCCUAUAUGUGCGGUAACAAACCAACAUUAGCUAUUACCAAUACUACGGCCACUAACGAGGGGGUUCGAUGAAAUUUGGGCCACACUCGAAGCCCUCCUGAGUUUUUAGUGUAUGGCGCGUGCUUAAAUGCCUUAAUAGGAUGAGUGAACACAUAGACUCCGCUAGAACGAAACACCGGUUUGAAUGCACAAAAACAGAAAAUGGGGUCAUGCUGUGAUCACACUCGCAUUUCAGGCAUGGCCUUAGUGUAAUUUCAGGGUCAUUAUUUCAAUGCUGUGUGAAAUCUGUUAUUUGGGUAGCAAGAUCUCGGUAAAGUGCUGUUGCAGAUUUUUGUGACUGUAGUUGGUGUGAGGUGAGAUGAAAAUCCAGCUGUGCCUCUAAAGCAACAAGGUUCCGUUUACAAUGGGAGGGGUCAACGACGAGCCAGCGUUUUUGCCGGUCGGCACAGAGGUGUCUGCAAAAUAUAAAGGAGCUUUUUGUGAAGCUAAAAUAAAAAGGGUUCAACGCUCGGUAAAAUGUCGAGUAUCAUUCAAGAGUAUGCUAGGAGGUACCGUUGUUGUCGGAGACGACCAGGUACGUGGGUUUCUUAAAGUGGGCGCGCUUAUUGAAGCAAAACAUCCUGACAAACCCGGUGCCUUCCAAGAGGCGACAGUUACAAAAAUUAUCGACCAAAGCCAAUAUACAGUUGUUUUUGACGAUGGCGACGUAACGACACUACGGCGAAAUUCGCUUUGCUUGAAAAGUGGAAAACACUAUUCGGAUGGCGAGUCUCUUGAUCAGCUUCCGCUAACUAAUCCCGAGCACUUUAGUGCGCCAGUCGCUCCUGGCUCGGUUAGUUCCUCGGGCGGAUCAGGAAAUGGGUCCAGUACUGCCCAGGCAAGGGACUCCCCUGCCGGCAAAGCCCUUAACUCGGGCUUGGCGCCAUCACAACGCAAGAAGCGAACGGCCGCCAGCCUGGGGGAGUUUCUCUGCCGAGAGGGCGGCGCUGCCGAUGGCGGAAGUAGCCAGGAAGACGACGAGUUAGAGGCUACAACGCCACGAAGAAAACGCCAACAGCAACAACAACAGCAACAGAACAGUAAUACAAAUAGCAAUAAUAGUGCCCAAACACAGCAGCAGCAACAACAGCAAUCGGCCUUACAGCAGCAGCAGUCACAGCAGCAAAAGACCUCAAGGAGCAGCUCGAGGGAAAGCGUACGUGGAAACGGAGGUAGUAAGGUGCCAAUAGUUGCAGGGACUGUGGUGCUAGUAGAGGUCGAGAGACGUGAGGAGAAGACUCCACGAGGUAGCGGAGCAUCUGAAACCCACCGUGGAAAACGGGACACUGGCUUUGCGGCUCCGGCGCUCAUCAUACGUGAGCAGUCAGGUGUCCGGAAGGACGAAGUGAGGGUCAAACUGUUCCGCGAUGGGCAAAUGGUGACGGUUCCGAAAAAAGAUAUACAGGAGUUUGAUCGUAAACAAACGACGAUGAAAGGCCAUCCACAAAAAUCGGCCAUUUUCAAGGCCCUGGUCUAUCUAGAGAAAAAUGAUCUACCCCAAGGAUGGAGCCGAAAAGAACUGCUUGAUGAAAACGCUGAAGAAAAGGAUGACGAUAACCAAGUUGACGAUGAUAAAGAUAAUAAAAGUAAAGUUGAUAACAAAGAUGAGGACAGCAGUAAGGAUAAGGAAAUAGACAAUAAAGGCGAUUCCGAUGAGGAAGAAAGUGAAUCUGAAGAUGAAGUGAAUUCAGAAGAACGUGAUCGCUUCGUGGCUCAGUUGUAUAAAUUCAUGGAAGAGCGAGGCACACCAAUUAAUAAGGGACCUGUGCUCAAUGGCAAAGACAUUGAUCUACACCAACUCUUCUCUUUGGUCCGAAAAAUUGGUUCGUUUGACAAGGUUACAAAUCUAAACCGAUGGCGUGAUGUGUACGCAAAAAUGUUCAAGGAGCCCAAGGCGACCCCGGCUCAGGGUCAGCAGUUGAAAGGCGCCUACAAAAAGUACCUACAGGGAUUUGAAGACCUUUACAGAAAACUUGGUAUGGACUCGCACCUGGACGCCAAGGCUAGCGGGUCGGGCGGUGCGCGGAGCCAGCGGAUCAUGACGCGUAACAAACAGCCACCGGUUAGUGCUGUUAAGGCCGGCGGUCGACAGGAGCGUAAAGCUGCCACGCCACCGCAGCCGCCUGAUUCGCCCUCGUCGGCGUCCAGUGGCAAACGCGAAAGACUGCAACAGCAUAAGGAAGAACUUCAAAAACAGCAGCAGCAGGAACAGCAGAAACAACAGCAAAAGGAGGAGCUGCAGAAGCAGCAACAGCAGCAGAAGGAAGAACAACAGCAAAGACUGCAACAGCAACAGAAGCAACAGCAGCAACAGCAGCAGCAGCAGCAACAACAGUCAGAGAAGGUAACGGAAAAAGAAAAAGAGUCGAUAAAGGAGUCAACAAAAGAAGCGAAAGAGGACGAGGAAAAGCGAUCAUUGACAAGAAGUAACAAAAAACCCGAGGAUCGAGAAACGGCCGGAUUAACAACGCCGAAACGGGUUCGGAGCGACAGUCUCGAUCCGGCGAAACGCGUUAAAGAGAAAGCUGCUGCCUUAUCCGCGCAAAAGGAAAGCAAGACAAAAGAGGAGAAGGACCGGAUUAUAGGAACGCCUGUGUCAAUGAAAAAAGACCGAAAAAAAGACAAGGGGUCAGAUAGCGAGGAAAGUGAGGCCGAGGUGGUACCUGCUACGCGUAAAAACAUUCUUGAGCCACUCCGUGUGAACGACCGAAUCAGAGUGAAGUAUGGGCACGGAAAGCAGCAUAAAGUGUACGAAGCAAAAGUGCUGAAAAUUGAAGAUGUUGAAGGAGAUUCGGGCGAAAAGAAGUUCUUUGUUCAUUAUACAGGAUGGAACAACCGUUACGACGAGUGGAUCCUUAAAAAGAGAAUUCUAGAGAAUAUCACCCACAAGUUAGAUAAGAGCAGGGCUGGCUCGGUGACUGCCAAAAAAGCUUCUGCCCCGUCAGCAGCGUCCAGUGAAGGUGAGAAACAUGAUGAUAAAGAGUCAUCUUCGUCGUCGAGUGAAAAGGGUGAUGGCAAAUUAAGUGAAUCCAGUAAAGAUUUAAAAGACAAAGAUAUUCCAUCCAGUAAAGAUGCUACAGGAAGUGGAUCUGCCAAGAAAAAGGAAGAAGACCCUUCUGAAGAACCCAGAAAGCGUCGAGGUAAGCCGCCAAAGAAGUUUGCGGAAUCCAGUUUCGAAGUGCAUAUUCCAACCAGAAAAGAUACAACAUCACAGGCCAAGGAUAGCAAAGACAAAGAUGCGAGUAAGUCUGCGAGCGACAAUGGUGGCGUCAAAAAAGAAGAGGAUACUAAAGAGAAAGAAAGCGUUAGCAAGAAGUCUGAGGCAGUCAGUAAAGACAUGAAGGAAGAGAAAAGCAAAGCCGCCAAAGACGAAAAAGUAAGUAAAGAUUGCAAGGACCCACCAGUCAUCGUCACGGGCCCCUGUGUUGCACAAACGAAAUCUGGAGCAAAGGAGGAACGAAAGGAGGCCCCAGUAGCCGAAAGCCCCGCGCCCGCUCCCGUGAAGAAGCUCGUCGAGGUGAGUCCCGAGCAUGCCGCACGGGUGUUCGCUGUCAAGUCAAAACCGCCCGAGUCGGUUCCUCCAUCUGUCUCCGCCUCCGUCCAAGGAACUGCGGGGGUUUCGAUCACCCUCCAUGUUGCUGGCCCCGUUUCAGAAAAGAGCAAAGAGCGCGAGCUGUCGUUGGCCGCUGGCUCCAAAGAAAAAGAAUCGAAGGACAUUAUGCCAGCUGAUACGAAAAAGGAGCGGCCAGCAGAGGACGAGCCGGCCCGUAAGGAGAAGCCAACGACGCCUAAGAGGCCCCGCUUGGCCAAGCGAAAGAAGCCGGUUACGCCCUCAAGUGAAAAAACGGAUAAGGUGCAGAAGGCUGACAGAACGGAGGACAAAUCGGACGGAAGUGCACCUGCAGACAAGAGUAUUGUGAACCAGGCGUCUUCAACAGUCAAGACGCAGGUUGAAGAAACACGACAGGCCAGUUCCAUAAUUAAGGCCGAACAGUCGGAAGGCGAGGAUACCGAUAUCGAAAAGGAUCCGAUCGUGCCCACUUUGUUGCCCCUCCCCACAACAGCCAGUGGUAUUGCAGCCAGCUCAAAAGAAUCACAAUCAGUAGAAGACGAUGAGGCUGAUGAGGAGACUCUUAAGGCCGGUGGGGGAGGGCCUGAGGAAGAGGCAAGUACCGAAGUCGAAGAAGGCCAUCUCGAGGACUCACUAGCGGACAAUCAAUCGAUGAAUCUCGACGAGAGCGGGAUCGAGGCCCUGGAACAAGAGGCCCCCAUUCCGCCUCCAAUCACAAGUGAAGAUACUGUGCCGAGGGCAGCUUCUCCAGCUGCUACUUCAACCCCUGCGCUAGUGGAAGAAAAGCGAGCAGCCUCUAGGACGUCACUCGAGGGCGUUGCGAGCCCAGUUACUACAAAGACUCGUAAGCCUCGCGGCAGAAGAGUAUCUGAAUGCCGGGAUGAAGACCGCGACGUAUCAGAGACAAAAGAUAAGGAUCCUAAAGAUAAAAAGGAUACAGCGAAGGCCGCAGACAAGGAUGAAAAAUUGGAAGAGAAAAAGGCCGUGGUUGCUACAAAGUCUCGAGCACGGAAAACAUCUGAAAGCCAAAUAGAUGAAGACACCGUAAUUGUUAAAAAGAGAGCACGAAAGGCGUCAGAGAUGACCUUAAGCCCUGCAGCUAAGGUAAUUUCGCCGCAAAAAGAUGAAUGCAAAACAGCGGAAGUCGCCAGCGUGGCUGUUUCCAAUGCCAAAAUCACUGCCGAGGAGCCUAAAGAGCUCGAGCCGAUCGUUAAGCAUGUUUUACAUACUUCCGAAGAGAAAUGUACUGAACAGGCCCGAACAGAGACCAUUCCCGUAAGGCAAGAAUCUCAGCCCAGUGCUUUGCGCCAAGUUUCCAAAGAAGUGAGUAGUAUCCCUAGUAAUUUAAGCCUCGAAAAGGAUAAACUUAAGGACACCAAGGAAAAGCCUGUAAAGGAGAUGAAAGACAAGAGCAGGGAUAGCGGUCCUAGUGAGGGGCGUAUGGAAGCUACACCCGUUCAUUAUUUGCCCAAGAAACGACGAAUUCAACAAAAGCUUGACGAGGAAGCCAGCACAUUACCUGCAGUUGUUGUUGCGAAGAAAUCUAGGAUUGAGGAGCAAUUUAACAUUGAAAUAACGGUUAAACAGGAAUCAAAGGAAGCGGAUGCUGUAAGCGACACCUCUGAGGAGAAGAUGCAAAUUGCCGAAGAUACCGAAGACGGCGGCGAUGAGGGUACAGUUGGCGAGGAGCCUGACACAAAGAAGCUAGACAAGUUCUCUAAUGGAAGCAGUAAAGAGAAUAAGACUGCUGGGCUCAAUAAAGAAUCAACGAGCAAAACGAUAGGCGGCGACAGCAAAGAUAAAGAGAGUAUAGCUAACAAAGAAUCCAAAGAAAAGGAACGCCGUGAGGAAAAAGAGCGGGCAGCUGCUGGAGAUGCUCUCGCAGCUUUGGCACAUGCUUGUGGCGAGGCAGAAGCGGCUGAGGAGAAUGAAGGGCCAUCUGAAGCCGUCGGUAAAGAAAUCAAGCGUGAAGACCAUGAACCUGAAAGAGAAGGUGAGGGUGCGGAUGGAGGAGAGCAGGCUGGAGGCUUGUUUCUCAUUUGUGAGGAGAAUGUUCUUCCAGAGAGUCCCGUGCCACACAAUCACGGUCAGGCAAACCAUGGAGACAACCAAGAUGGUGCCGGGCCUGCUGAUGGGGUAGUUGUGUUGGGAGGUGGUCGUCUUGGUGAAAUGCCACCUGCGUGCUGCGUAACAGAAGUGACCCCCCCUACAACGCCGGACGAUUCGCAAUCAUCAGGCAACAGUCACCACAGCAACAACAAUAUUAAUAAUAAUAAUAGUAGCAACAACCUCAGCAACAAUACAGGGAGCAGUAGCACCGAUAUCAUGGGUCGAAGCCAGCACGUGGUUAACCCUUCAGUGGGAGCUGAAGUGGCGACAGCCGGGGGCGGUGUUCCAGUAAUACCUUCUGAUCGGCGAGUCGUCAUUGCCACAAAUGUGAACGAUAAAAACAGCGAUAAAGCAGGUGAACAGAGAGUUCGUGGAGCUCCGACAAGCCACGGAACGGCCGGAAACACAGCAGGGGGUGUGGAUGAGGAGAGUACGAUGUCGGCAGAUAGCAGCGACUCAGCAAGGCAGUCUUCAGCUGUGGAGCGUGAACGAGAGAAGUCGGUUCGCGGUGGUAAGGGUAGCCUUAGCGGCGGGACCCGAGGUGGACGCGUAAAGCGGACUCGCAAGACCUUGCGGCAGAAGGCGCAACAGGGACAGGCGCAGCGUCGGGCUGGAGCUGAAAGAGCGCGUAGCCCAACCGAUGGUCAUCUAUUUUCCGGAGGACUACGGGGGUCCGACCGCGAUGGAGCGCCACCAGGCAGUGGCCAGGGAGGCGCAGGUCAGCUCAGCCGUCACGCCGGCCUUCUCUGCACGCAGAUGCCGCCAAAUUACGAUCCUGCGAAGCCGCCACGAUUCAAUUUUAGCCUUUCGAUAGAUGGUAUUGAAGAUUCAGAGGAACGAAUUUCGCUUAUCCAGGAUCGGCUGUGUGAUCUUAAGAAGAAGUACAUGGAACUCAAGACUGAGGUAGCCCUUAUUGAUCGGAAAAGAAAGCGUAUUCGGAGACGAGAGGCAGCUCGAGCAGAAAACAAUAUUUCAAAUUCACCUCGGCCUCACCCUUCGCCACUGCGAACUGCAAAUGAAGACUGAUAAUAAAUGCUGACACGCCGUAGGAGGCAUCAACAAAUCUGGACAAAUCGACACAUUUCAUGUUCUCGAGCAACGGUGGAACGUAUUGUGUCGGAGCCUUUUGUACAGAGCGAACUCGAAAGAGACGAAAAACGAGAGAUUAACUAUGCUAUUAGAUAGUGCCUGGGUUAACCAUUAUAUCCUGCUUGGUCAGGUCUAAUGGCCACCCAUGUAUAAAUCAGUAAGUAUUCUGUGUACAUUCGGAGUUAACUUCUAUGUCUAUAUAACAUGGUAUAUACAUAACAGGCAUACGCUCAGCACAGUAUAACACCAGGGCAGCAUGUAGUGGGCCUUGAGCGGUUGUAGGGGAGUUAGUAGUGGAUGUGUGGUAAGAUGUGUACAUACCCUUGUAUUUACAUGGUCAAGAAGGCAGUGCGUUAAUAUUACCAUAAAUUAUUAUUGACAUUACCAUUGGACUCGUGGUGAAAGCAUAGGCAACAGCUCAGGUUAUAGUGGACCUAACUCAUAGGGCAAACAAUUGCAAACAAGUUAACCAGUUUGCCAGCUGAUUAGCUCAAUUAAUACGACGUGUUACGCACGCAGUUGCUUGUGCGUGUUGACUUAUUUUUCUUAACGGUGAAACCAUACGUACAUUUAGUGAUGAGCGAAAUCCGCUUCAAAGUGUAAAGAGGCGCAAUAAAGGAUACCUAUUAUUUUUUCCUUACGUUGGGUCCGAUGUGCUAAUGGUAGUACAAGAUAAUCUGAUUUGUGGCAGAUUCGUUACAAAAUAUAUAGAAUGCGUGACUGUAAAACAGUCAGAUUAUUUUCAACUUGCGAUUGAAGACGCGUGAAGAAGCAUCUACUGUUAUUAAGCAUUAUGUGUAUAUGUAUGAAAACAGAUUAUAUUAACACUGCUAUUUAUUGUAGUAUUUUCGUUGGUUUUUAUUAUUUCAUUAAUGUAUAUUAACAGUUUUGAAAACGCGCGGUUGUGGUUGCUGCUUAUAAAGGGUGCGUAUAUAUACCCAAUUGACAAAUGAACAUCUGUUUGUGAAGGGCAAUAAACAAGAGAAAAGAAAUUGUCUUUAAUAGUACUUUGUAAAGUCAUCUCCAAUGUAAUCAACUUUUGAGAGUUUGAUAUUCGGUGUUGAUAAUCCACACACAAAAAGGUGGUUUAUUGAUUAGUAAGAUCUAUUACAUGGGCGCCGAUAACGGCUGAACUUGUCUCAAAGGAAAAUGUUAUUAAAAAUGGAGGUUUUUUUACGAUGGAGGCUUCAAGGCCUGCCGACUAUCACUACUGUUUAGUAAAAUUCAAGCGAAUUCAUAAACACUGUGCAAAACGAAGCUCGACGAGUGAAUUGAGAAGCCAAACAACUAUAUUUCUACGGCAUGAUAGGAUAAGAUGCGUACAUUUAGCUUAUAUAAGCAAUACGUCGUGUAAAGUUUACAUGGGGCGUAAAGGGUGCAAAAUUGUACAGGAUAGAAACAAAAAGCGAACAAAAAAGAACCGAAACCCGCGUGUCGAAAAGAAUAUUUGUUUCAAAGGCCAGAUCUCAAGAUCGACGUGUCGUGUAGCGUAGAGCUCGCAGGUUAACACAGCCUAACAGAUGAGCGACCGUAACAUGGAUGCGUGAGUAUUAUGAUUGAAAAAAGAUUUUGAAACCGCCACUAUUAGAGCAAACCUGUAUAUACAUGUGAAUGUGUCAACGGAUCCGAAUCAGGGUCUUAUGCUAAAGCGGCAAAUCGACCAGCGAAUCUAGGUACUAUAAAGCCAUAAAAGAAUUAGACAAUUGAUAAAUUAACCGCAAGCUUAACCACCGAACACAGUUAUAAAUUCAAGCUAUCGUGUAUUCAGCUUAAUUUUUAUAUGCAAAUAGUGCUCUAAAAAUAAAAUUUUGUUCCGCAAAUGCGCCAUCCGUUACUUUUAGAAAUGCAAAAUGUCGCUUCCUCAUGUAUUCCUUUUUGAAAACCGACUCGCAGAUGUUCGAAAAUGCAUUACAGGCUAAUUCUUGGAAUGUAUGGCGUAGACCUACGGUCCAUCAAUGUGUAUCGUCGUGUUUAUAUUUAUGUAACAGAGCUAUAGUCUGUCUACUCUCGUCAUUUUUAUCCUAAAGUGGGCAAGUCUUGAUGUUUCCUUUACUUUUGGUUGCGAUAAAUACAAAGUUUUUUGCUGCUGUUGCUGCUUAUAUGUAAAUCGUGACACAACGACAACUAGAGAAAAAUAGACUCGAAUAUAUUUCAGUUUGAUAGAUUUGUAUAUUAACGGAGACUCACCUUGCCUGUUAAAGAUUGAUUACAAUAUAACUGUAUAUCUCAAAGGAAAAACCUAUAAAAAUUUUAAUAAAAGGAUAUGUAAAAUAUUAAAACUUAAGUAAACUUAUUUGAGCAAUAGCUUCGCUAUUGAUUUGCUUAAUAAGAACGGAUUCAUUGUGUAGUUAUCGAUGCCUAUAUCUUAACGUAUACAGCAAUAACAUGAUAUCACAUGGAGCUUGACCCUAUUUACUCUACGUAUUAUAUGGUC
This is a messenger RNA of Varroa destructor (honeybee mite), 9936 nucleotides long. RefSeq lists its product as uncharacterized. Gene Ontology annotation, biological process: regulation of transcription by RNA polymerase II. The record is from RefSeq and is a predicted model, not a curated record. Lineage: Eukaryota; Metazoa; Arthropoda; Arachnida; Mesostigmata; Varroidae. Gene Ontology annotation, cellular component: nucleus. Gene Ontology annotation, molecular function: transcription cis-regulatory region binding.